This is a messenger RNA of [Torrubiella] hemipterigena, 1680 nucleotides long. The record is from the annotation of a GenBank genome assembly. Lineage: Eukaryota; Fungi; Ascomycota; Sordariomycetes; Hypocreales; Clavicipitaceae.
CCGGUAUGCCAUCGUCUAAGUGGUAUGCCGCGGUGUGUAUGCCGCAUGUGGAUCCGAUACAAUCCAGAACGUAGACGCCCAGGGAACGAGUAUCCUAAACCAGUAUCCGUUUCGCUCUCUAAAAUUGGAAAAGGGCCAUUUUCUCUUGGCAACCCUGAUGAAUCCUAAGCUAGGUAGCCUUGCAGCAUGUCGAACACGCCCAAUUGCAGUCUCGUGUCGUCUAAUUGUUUAUUAUCACCGAUGCGGUGUCGGCCUGGAUGUCGGGUACCUCGCUGGAGCUGUGCUCUGGGUGGUGCGGCAUACGCGAGGUUCCCCGCCGCCGACUACCCAAUUCGGCUCGCCGAACACCACCACCACCACACAAACUGCAGCAUCUCAGCUCCAACUCUCGGUCUGAGCUGUGCAGAAAAGAAAGAUUCCACAUAGACGAUUCUACACCGUUCUCCUAGACCAAAAAGAAAAUUCCGAAAAUCCUCCAAACACACCAUCGCAACAAUGAGCCUGCCCGACGUCUCAAGCCCUUCCGUUGUGCUCCUCCAAGCCAACCCCCAGCAACAGCAAAGUAGCUGGCGAGCCAACCAGACAGCCUGGGCCCCAAGUCUAACCAUCCAACAGCACAUUGAGCGUGAAACAUACUUUCUUGACGCUCCUCUCAACCGUAACGGUGGCCUUACUCCCUGGAUUCUGUCUGAUACCUCUCUUCCCGAGGCUGACCGUCCACUGCUCUCAUCGCUCGAGACCAUCCGCAAGCCUGCCAUCUACAGAGACCCCAAGGACGGGCUUGUCAAAGAUGUCACAUCAUACGGAGUUGCUUCUGUCUUUACACUCAAGGAGUACAGAGGCCGCGGCUAUGCUUCAAAGCUCGUAGAACAGACGGGCAGCGAGCUAGCCUCCCGCCAAGCAGCUUCACCAGGCGCUGCACAGUUCUCUUUUCUGUAUUCCGAUAUUGGACCCAAGUUUUACGCAAAGAACGGGUGGAUUGCUCGUGGCAACACACAACUCGGCUUCAAAACAAACACGGAUACAGAGUUCAUUGUCAAUCCUAAUGUCAAGGACGUCACAGAUGAUAUGCUGCCUGGGCUUACGGCCAGAGACGAACAGCUACUCCGCGCUUUUAUUGCACAGCCGUGCUCCAAGGUCCGCGCUGCAGUACUCCCUACCAUGGAUGUCUUCAAUUGGCAAUACUACCGCGAGGACUACAUCUACAGCCACAUCCAUGGUCGCAAGCCCACCGUCCGCGGUGCCAUUUACACGUCGCCUACGAACCCAGAGGUUCGGGUAUGGGCUCUGUGGAAGCGCACGCGAUACGACGGGGAUAACGAUGAUGGUGUACAUGUUUGUUUUGAUGUCUUGGACUUUUUGCAUUUAGUCGUCGACGAUGAAAAUGGAGCCCUGUCUGAUAACGAGCUGGCUGACGCCCUCAAGGGCAUCUUUGCCGUUGCCAACCGCGAGGCCAAGGACUGGGGCUGCAAGUCAUAUGAUACAUGGAAUCCAAGCGAUAGAAUUCGUAAAGUCAUUGAAGAAAGGCUACCAGAGUUGGGUGCCGAGUUUGUCCAGAGAGACAUCCACGAGCUUGCGAGUAUAAGGUGGUUUGGCGACGAGGCAGACGAGGAUGUCGAGUGGGUUGCCAACGAAAAGUACUGCUGGUGUUAGACGAAACGCAACUGAAUGAUAUAGACA